Molecule: messenger RNA, 579 nt
Organism: Dioscorea cayenensis subsp. rotundata (Guinea yam)
Lineage: Eukaryota; Viridiplantae; Streptophyta; Magnoliopsida; Dioscoreales; Dioscoreaceae
Product: rust resistance kinase Lr10-like
Exons: 1
Coding region: 1-579 (192 amino acids)
Biological process (GO): protein phosphorylation
Molecular function (GO): ATP binding; protein kinase activity
Source: RefSeq, a predicted model, not a curated record
AUGAUUUAUCCAGUUGAGUAUUUGCACCAAGGAUGUAAUCAGCGAAUUCUCCAUUUCGACAGCAAGCCUCACAAUAUUUUACUUGACUAUGAAUUCAACCCAAAGAUUUCUGAUUUUGGUCUUGCAAAACUAUGUUCAAGAGAUCAAAGCAUUGUGACAAUGACAGCAGUAAGAGGCACAAGGGGCUACAUUGCACCUGAAAUCUACCCAAGGAACUUUGGAACAGUGUCUUAUAAAUCAGAUGUUCAUAGUUUUGGAAUGCUGGUCUUGGAAAGGGUAGGUGGCAGGAAAAACAUCGAUCCUUCGGUAGAGAAAACUGAUGAGAUUUAUUUCCCUGAAUGGGUUUACGAGCAGUUGAUCGGCGAGCAAAAUUUUCAUGUAGCGAUAGAUGUGAUGAACAAUGAAGAAGAAACUAUGAGGAAGCUUGUGAUUGUUGCUCUGUGGUGCAUACAAUGGAGUCCUACUGAUAGGCCUACAAUGACAAGAGUUGUGCAAAUGCUCAUUGGGAGUUUGGAAAGCUUGGAGCUACCCCCUAGACCUUUUGUUUCAUCUUCCCUCCCACCUUUGAGUGAAGAAUAA